Peromyscus californicus insignis is the source of this 2005-nucleotide messenger RNA. RefSeq names its product zinc finger protein 784 (gene Znf784). Lineage: Eukaryota; Metazoa; Chordata; Mammalia; Rodentia; Cricetidae. The transcript is spliced from 2 exons. Gene Ontology annotation, biological process: regulation of transcription by RNA polymerase II. The record is from RefSeq and is a predicted model, not a curated record. Bases 92 to 1066 code for a protein of 324 amino acids. Gene Ontology annotation, cellular component: chromosome. Gene Ontology annotation, molecular function: chromatin insulator sequence binding.
CGCCCUGCCGCGCGCUUGCGCAGCACCGCCAGCCGGGGCCCCGCCCCUCGCGGAGCGAUCAUUGGCCUCAGGGACAGGGUUUAGCUACAAGAUGGCCGCCGCGCGCCCGGACCCCCCGAUUCCGAGCUCACCGACCCGGGAGUCGCCAUCCCCGGAGCCGUCGGACCUGGUCCUGGUGCCUGAUGGUGGUUACUCUGCCACUCCCCCAAGUGACCUCAUCGAGAUCCAGGUGGUAAAAGUUACAGAUACUACAUCGGUACCUGAGCCCCCAGAUCCGGGAUCUUUUCACUGUGCCCUGUGUCCCGCGGCCUUCCACCUGGUCUCAGAGCUGCUGUUUCACGAACAUGGCCACCUGGCAGGCGUGGAGGGGGUUGGGCAGGGUGGGGACCCAAGCCGUUGUCACGUGUGUGGCCACAGCUGUCCAGGUCCUGCUAGCCUGCGUGCCCACUACAGCUUGCAUACGGGAGAGCGGCCUUACCGCUGCCCACUCUGCCCACGGGCGUUUAAGGCCUUGGCACCUCUGCUCCGGCACCAGCACCGACACGGGGUGGAGCCGGGCAACUCUCGGAGGCUUCCACCUACAGCAUCAACUGGACAGCCAAACCCAAGGGUGGCACAGGAGAGGUCGGAGGUGGUGAUGGCCGCAGCAGCUGCAGGGGCCGCGGUAGGCAAGCCUUUCGCCUGCAGGUUCUGUACCAAGCCCUUCCGCCGCUCCUCAGACAUGCGAGACCACGAGCGUGUGCACACGGGGGAGCGUCCCUACCACUGCGGCAUCUGUGGCAAGGGCUUCACACAGUCCUCUGUGCUGAGCGGUCACGCCCGUAUCCACACUGGCGAGCGCCCCUUCCGCUGCACGCUCUGCGACCGCACUUUCAAUAACUCCUCAAACUUUCGCAAACACCAGCGCACCCAUUUCCACGGGCCAGGGCCUGGGGUGGGAGAGUCUGGAGGCCAACUGAGACCAACUUCGGUGGCCCAGGAAUCAGGGAGUAAGCGUGGGACAGAGAACACUACCGAAGAAGGGCUCGGAGAGACUGUGAAGGUGAAUGUGGAGGUUGACCAGUAGGCUGGGGAGUAGGAAGCAUGUCAUAGGGGAAGUGGAUGGACUAAUAGAGGCAAAAGCCAAGGAGAAAUAAUAAGCAGCUGGGAUUGGAGAGCUGAGAAGCCAGCAGGUUCUGGUCUCCGAGAAACCCGCACUACACUUGAGACUCAGGAAAGAGGUACCUGCAAUUCUAUAGAUGUCUAGCUACAUGUGAAAAUACAGAGACAGCUGAGCAUGGCCCAUUCCUGUAAGACCAGUAUUCUGGAUGCUGAGGCAGAAGGAUUGUGAGGUCCAGACCAGCCCAGGCUGCAAAGCAAGACUUUAUCCACCACCACCUCUGGUCCAAUCCUGGACUACCUCUGGACCAUGUAGGGGCUGCCCUAAGAUGAACUAGUAUGAAAUAUUUAGCCUACCUCAACUGGAUUGCACUGGUCCUUGGAUGUCUACCCUCCCUGGGCAGAAGAUGCCCACCAGGCCAUCUCUAAAGAAAUACUGGGAUGCCUUCUCCCUCAAAACCAGAGUACCUAAACCACAGUUGGGAAUCCAUAAAUCUCUAGGAUGUGAGCCUGCCCAUAGAGAUUAACUCUAAGCUCUGUUCACCUCUCCAUCCUACCCCAUAGUGGUCUCUCCUUAGCCUACCAGACUCUUCUGGAAGCAACUGAGAGCACACACUGCAAGCAAGCAAUCACCUGGUACCCCUUUAAGCUUUAGGCGCAGAGCCUGUGGUCUCCCAUGUCUACAAAGAAGUUUCCGAUUUCUCUAUUUUCCUCCGCUGUGAGGUAGAUAGCUUCCUGCUUAGUCCUGGGCAAUUCAGAGGAAGGGUUGGCUGAUGACAACCUUGGUGUAGAGUAAGAGAAGACAUUGAUGUAAGGGGCUAAAAGGACUCCGGAGCUGGAGUUUGGGGUAGGAUGGGGACUUCUAGUCUGUUCCUAUUAAAAGACUUUCUGAAAUGCUUCUCUGUCA